Messenger RNA from Polyodon spathula (Mississippi paddlefish), 2096 nucleotides. Its product is annotated as ammonium transporter Rh type C 1-like. Bases 512 to 1960 code for a protein of 482 amino acids. Lineage: Eukaryota; Metazoa; Chordata; Actinopteri; Acipenseriformes; Polyodontidae. Gene Ontology annotation, molecular function: ammonium channel activity. Gene Ontology annotation, cellular component: plasma membrane. The transcript is spliced from 11 exons. The record is from RefSeq and is a predicted model, not a curated record. Gene Ontology annotation, biological process: ammonium transmembrane transport; ammonium homeostasis.
AGAGGUCUGUGGUAAAAUGCCUCCCCUGCUUGUUAUGCUUUAAGAGCCCCACAUUAAUUAACCAAACUAGUUUAUCUCAAUGAAUUAAGAUACAAACAAGCAAUUAAGCCAAUGCAUUUAAUUCAGUCCAGUUUCAAUUAGUGCUUCAUUUGGUGAGUGACAAUCACCUGGCAGCAGCUGUCUCAGAGAGCAUUCACAGGUGAAUUGAAUGCAUCUAGAAAAAGAAAGGCAGGGGUGGUGCUUAACAUGCACCUUGCUGUCAUAUCUGGUACGGCUAGUAUGAGGUGUGUAAUACCUAGACAAUCACAGUGCCAUUUGCAGAUGCUUGGAGGACCACUCUUUAGGGCUGGGUAUAGGGAGGUGUGCCAGUUGAGACAAAAGGUAGGUAGAUGUUAGUGACACACCCCCUGGUCUUAAAAGGGCUAUAAAAAAGGCAAGAUUGAGAGACGAGAAUCACACAAAAGAUUUUUCUCCUGCCUUGUUGAGAGGAUUUUUUUUUUUGCUCGUCAACAUGGUGAAAAUCUGGGGUGGACAGAAGAACAGCAACGUGCGGCUCAGCCUGCCCAUGGUGUGCUUCAUCUGGGAGAUCGCGAUGAUCAUCCUCUUUGGAGUGUUCAUCCGCUACAACGAGGAGUCUGAUGCCCACUGGACAGAGAGGAGAAAGGAGAAAAACAUAUCCAGCGACAUUGAAAACGACUUUUAUUAUAGAUAUCCAAGUUUUCAGGAUGUCCACGUGAUGAUAUUUGUGGGUUUCGGGUUCCUCAUGACCUUUCUGAAACGCUACAGCUUCGGUUCCGUGGGUUUCAACUUCCUGGUAGCUGCAUUCGGGAUCCAGUGGGCUCUAUUGAUGCAGGGAUGGUUCCAUUCCCUGGACUGGACUGACGGCAAGAUCAAGAUUGGAAUCGAAAACAUGAUCAAUGCUGAUUUCUGUGUGGCUUCCUGUCUUAUUGCCUAUGGUGGAGUCCUGGGAAAAGUCAGUCCAGUGCAGCUGAUGGUUAUGACUCUGUUUGGAGUGACUCUAUUUGCCAUUGAAGAGUACAUCAUCCUUACUGUGCUUCAUGUGCGGGAUGCUGGGGGCUCCAUGGUUAUCCACACGUUUGGAGCCUACUAUGGUCUGUCUAUCGCCCGUGUUCUUUACAGACCCAAUCUGGAUAAAAGCAAGCAUGGCUCGGUCUAUCACUCUGAUGUAUUUGCUAUGAUUGGCACACUGUUUCUCUGGAUGUUCUGGCCUAGUUUCAACUCUGCUAUCGCGGACCACGGAGACGGGCAGCACCGCGCCGCCUUAAACACUUACCUGACCUUGGCUUCUUGUGUCCUCACCACCGUAGCGGUCUCCAGCCUCGUACACGGAAAGGGCAAGCUCGACAUGGUGCACAUUCAGAAUGCCACUCUCGCGGGGGGCGUUGCCGCGGGAACUGCGUCUGAGAUGAUGCUUUCAACAUACGGGUCCCUCAUCGUCGGGUUUCUCUGUGGAAUCAUCUCCACGUGUGGAUUCACUUACCUCACACCUUUACUGGAGUCCAAGCUGAAGAUCCACGACUCGUGCGGCAUACACAACCUGCACGGCAUGCCGGGAAUCAUCGGGGGCAUCGUGGGAGCGGUCACAGCGGCCUCUGCUACUGAGCAGGUGUACGGCCACGAGGGGUUGAUAAAAGCGUUUGAUUUCGAGGGAGACUUUGCUGACUGGGUUCCCUCUGUGCAGGGAGGGUACCAGGCUGCUGGGUUAUGCGUGGCGUUAGCUUUCGGCCUUGUUGGAGGGACACUAGUUGGUUUUAUCCUGAAGCUGAACAUUUGGGGAGAUGCUCCAGAUGAGAACUGUUUUGAGGAUGAUGUUUACUGGGAGGUCCCCGAGGAGGACGAGGAGAGUCCGUCCCCACACCACGCCGCUCUUGAAUACGCCACCCACAUUCCCAACAAACUCGCGGAGCAGGCUCCCCCAACGCCAGUCCGGCAGGUUUGAUUGGAGUUUUAAUUUUUUGCCUGCUGGAUGAAUGCAUUUUCUCCUAAUUGCUUGAUGUUGGGAUCAAGCCGGGGAGUCUCGUUGUCACAAGAUUCCUCAAACAAUGUGAUCUACAUGGACAUUUAAUAUCAGAGCA